This is a messenger RNA of Durio zibethinus, 1082 nucleotides long. NCBI's taxonomy places the organism in Eukaryota, Viridiplantae, Streptophyta, Magnoliopsida, Malvales, Malvaceae. The record is from RefSeq and is a predicted model, not a curated record.
AUGGUUCCUCUUCAUUCUAAUCCUUCCCUUCGUCCCAUUAAAGACAUAAAGAAUGGAAUCAACGGACAACAUGUGAUAAAAUUUCUAAUCUUGGUUUUGGCUUGCAAAUUUGCAAUAAUUCGAUCAACAUCCCUGGAGAGCUAUCAUGGAGCGGCAGCAAAAAUCAAUUUACAGAAUCCUCCAGCUGAAGAUUAUGAGUAUACAAAGGCUAAUAUUUGGGUGCAACAUGGCCUGCAUUCUGAUUUAAACAGUAUUGAAGUUGGCUGGGCGGUAAAUCCAACCUUGUAUGGUGAUAAUCACACACGACUUACUACCUUCUGGACAGUUGAUAACUUUCAAGCAACUGGUUGUUACAACGCAUUGUGUCCAGGAUAUCUACAAAUAGAUCGGUCAAUAUUCCUUGGUAAUGCUUGUAGAAUUCAAGGAAGCUUUCAGGGACCUUCUGGAACAGAACAGAAGACACAAAAAAAUAGUGAGCAAAAAGCUACUGAUUUGAGAGAAAAGGGACGUAUAGAAGAGUUUUUGAAGGCUAAAAGAAGACGUUAUGACAUGAGAUAUUGGGCAAGAGAGCUUUUCAAUGAGUUAGGUGUGGGAGCUCUUAAGGUUCAGUUUGGUGGGGCGACAAAGCAAUCGCCAGAGGGAGCAAGUCCUGCCAUGGGAAAUGGGAUCCGUCCAUCUAAUCACGAGUUUAAAGCCUGUUACUUCACAAAUAUUGGAUAUGCGAGAUUUGGGUACAAUCUGAGCGAUGUUGACCCCAAUGAUAUGGCCAAGUUCGUAGAUUCACCGUUGUGUUAUAACCUGAAUUAUUUCAGUGAAGGAGGUCCUCUUGGACAAACUUUUACCUUCGGAGGACCAGGCGGAGCAGGUGGGAUAUGUACCUAUAGUGUUAACUCAACUUCCUAUGUAUAAUAUCAUUCAAUUUCCAACCCAGUAAGAUGAUUGUUAGUUAAAUAAAGAAAAACUUUGAUUAAUACAAAAUAUUGAUCCAUUCCCACCCUUCUAAACAGGGGCAUGCAGGGUAUGCCAGGAGAUGCAUGAAUGAGAGCCUGCUUGGCUUUUGGGCAAUGAACAUUUUUUAAUCA